Columba livia (rock pigeon) is the source of this 1626-nucleotide messenger RNA. It is a transcript of the gene CAPG, whose product is annotated as capping actin protein, gelsolin like. The transcript has 9 exons. Gene Ontology annotation, molecular function: actin filament binding; phosphatidylinositol-4,5-bisphosphate binding. Bases 16 to 1314 code for a protein of 432 amino acids. Gene Ontology annotation, cellular component: actin cytoskeleton; cytoplasm. The record is from RefSeq and is a predicted model, not a curated record. Gene Ontology annotation, biological process: barbed-end actin filament capping; actin filament severing; cell projection assembly. Lineage: Eukaryota; Metazoa; Chordata; Aves; Columbiformes; Columbidae.
GCUGGGGGUCCAGCAAUGGGUGGGACAGGAGGGUGGGAUGUCCCAAAAGUGGGGGGGGGGCCCAGGGCUCAGUGUCCCCAUCCCCAGUGUGACAGGUCCCACUCGAGGCCACGUGUCCCCCGGGGACCUGUCAGCCCCUGUGUCCCCCCACCGUGUCCCCCCCCGUGUCACUCCUCGUGUUCCCCCCCCCCCCCGUCCCCACCCUUUCCUGCGCCUGAGUCACAGCCGCCGCCUUCCGGGUGCUGCGGGAGCUCCUGGGGCGUCCGUCUGUCCCGCCGUCUGUCUGCGCCAGGCGGGUCCCCGUUCGGUCCCAAUGUCACCCGCCCGGGGCUGCACAUCUGGCGGGUGGAGAAGCUUCAGCCGGUCGAGGUCCCCGAGGGGACACGGGGUGUCUUCUUCUCGGGGGACGCGUACCUGGUGCUGCACAACGGGCCGGAGGAGCGCGCCCACCUGCACCUCUGGAUGGGCCGGGACUCCUCGCAGGAUGAGCAGGGCGCCUGUGCCCUCCUGGGCACCCAGCUGAGCGCGCUGCUGGGCGAGCGCCCGGUCACGCACCGCGAGGCGCAGGGACACGAGUCCGACACCUUCAUGGGGCACUUCCCGCGCGGGGUCACCUACCAGGAAGGGGGGGUGGCCUCGGCGUUCAGGGCCCCCCGCCCCGGCGCUGGUCCUGUGCGCAAACUCUACCAGGUGAAGGGCAAGAGGAACAUCCGGGCGAGCGAGCGCGACGUGACCUGGGGCAGCUUCAACACCGGCGACUGCUUCAUCCUGGACCUGGGCCAGACCCUGUUUGUGUGGUGCGGGGCCCGGUCCAACGUGCUGGAGCGCGGCCGGGCGCAGGAGUUGGCCGCCGCCAUCCGGGACGGCGAGCGGGGCGGCAAGGCUGGCCUGGAGAUCGUGGUGGAUGGUGAGGAGCCACCUGAGAUGCUCCAGGUGCUGGGCCCCAAGCCCACCUUGCGGGAGGGCAGCCCCGAGGAGGACGCCGUGGCCGACCAGAAGAACGUGGGGGCAGCCGUUCUCUACAAGGUGUCGGACGCAACAGGGCGCAUGGACCUGAGCCCGGUGGCCACCAGUAGCCCCUUCAGCCAGAGCCUGCUGUGCCCUGACGACUGCUUCGUGCUGGACCACAGCGCCGGCGGGAAGGUCUACGUCUGGAAAGGGUGCAAGGCCAACGAGCAGGAGCGGCAGGCGGCCCUGAGGGUGGCCGAGGAGACGAUCGCCCGCAUGGGCCACCCGCCCCACACACAGGUGGAGAUCCUGCCCCAGGGCCGCGAGACGCCGCUCUUCAAGCAGUUCUUCAGCAGCUGGAAGUGAGGAGGUGGCCAUGGGGACAGCAGUGGCACUGGGCUUGUGAUGGCUGUGACAUCCCUGCCAGUGCCUGGCUGCCCCUGUCACCGUGACACCCCUGUCCCCUCCCAUCCCUGUGCCACCCCCCUCCAUGUGCCAUCCCUGUCGCUGUGACAUCCCUGUCCUUGAGCCACCCCCAUCCCUGUGCCACCCAUCCCCGUGCCAUCCCUGUCCUUGUGCCAUCCCUGUCCUUGUGCCAUCCCCACCCCUGUGACAUCCCUGUCCCUGUGCCAUCCCCACCCUGCACCCAGGCCCUGGCGAAUAAAGUGUCAGUGUCAA